Molecule: messenger RNA, 5584 nt
Organism: Bursaphelenchus xylophilus (pine wood nematode)
Lineage: Eukaryota; Metazoa; Nematoda; Chromadorea; Rhabditida; Aphelenchoididae
Source: the annotation of a GenBank genome assembly
AUGGCUGGCGACAAUAUGAGUGAUAUUGGGAAGCUAGCAGAAGCAGUGGACAGAAUUAAGACCACGUUCGCUUCUCUAGACGCUAGGUUAGACCAGGCGGAAGCGGCUGCGGGUGAAAGCGCGACCUUGACCUCCACCAUAGCUGCGGUUCAAGAACAACUCCAAGAGCUCCUCGCUAGCAAACCUCAACCUCAAACGCCGGUUGUCGUCCCUAAACCCGCUAUCCCAGCCGAUAUUACCCCAUUUGCUGCACAGUUUCAGUUGUAUAAUCUUCAAAGUAUCCUCGGAAAGCUGACGGGUCGAGAAAAACCUGCUGAUGUCGAAAAAUUCUUUAUCACUUUUCGCUUGAAUUCGUCGACCCUCACUGCCGUUCAAAGAGAAAGCGUUUUGUUGUCCAAACUCUUUGACUCAGCGUUGAGCCUCUUUGAACGUUCCAGGAGACAACUCGGAGACGUGCCAUUCGAUGUUCUACUGGAGGAUUUCGAAAGACAAAUGAAGAACAGAGUAUCUGGGGCCAAGAAUUUUACGGCUGACUUCAUCAAGCCACUAAUUCGUCGUCCUGGUAUGCCUAUCCAAGAGUUUGCAGACAAGGUGUACGACAUCACCCUCAAAGCUUUCCCAACUGUCGAUGGCCUUACACUUGAAAAAAUGGCAGUUGAGAAGUUCUUGGCUGGAGUCAAUAGUCGGGAUGUCCAAUUGGCAUUGUCGUCAGCACGGUGCGUGGACCUGUCCUACCAAGCUAUGGUCAAUGUAGCUAUCAGAGCAGAAUCUGUUCAGUACACCCGUCCUUCCCCUCAACAAGGAAUCGGAUUUGGAAAUCGAGACAAUUCUCAUCCUCAACAACAGCUCAAUCUCAAUCAGAGAGAAGCCCAGGGCAAUGAUCAAGGUCCUAGAAAUUUUUCUGAAAACAACAGGUCCAACGAAGGGAACCAGGGUUUUCAGAGACCCGGACUGUAAAAGAGCGCAUGGUCCCGGGUCAUAAAAAGCGCCAGUUGUGUAACUAUUGUCACAGAGGCUACCACAAUCCAGCUCAGUGCAAUGUAAAAGCUGACCAGGAAAGGAAAAGGAUCAGAAAAAUUCCGAGUUCUGCCCCGAUCAAUCUGAAUUUGUCUACCCAGAGUCAAAGCGAUCCAACAAUUUCCCACAUUGUGUCAUACAAUCCUCCGAUUAUACAGAACGCGGACACCGAACCUCAAAUUUCUGAAGAAACUUCGGAUCUGGACAGUCACCGGUUAGCCACCGAGUCUUCUCCUUUGGUUAUUGAAAGGACUGAAGAAGUUAAUAACCUGCCAGAAGAGGAAAGGUACAACGAUAUCCUUUCAGCUCAGUUAGCGCAUUCCGCUGAAUUUGAUCGGCAAUUACUCUCGAUAUCACCCAACAUGGAUGUUGUCCUUCCACCAAAAUUGCUGUCGCAAGAUGAAGCGUACAGACAAUUUCAACUCCAACAGCAAGGUGGUUACCUUCAACCAAUUCUUCCUCAAAUUUCAAUCCCUGAUCAAGAUCAGCUUGUGAAUUCAAACGAAGUUCAUCUUCCUACUGAACCUUCCAGUACCGAUCGAUCUCAGAAAGCGAAUAUCGAUGAGGCUAACUUGGAUGCUUAUACCGUCAACUUCGUCAAGGGUUUGAUCGAGAAAUCAGAGCGGAGAAGGCAAGAACUCGAAGAGGAGAAUCUGAGAUUCAUCCAAUCUCAAAAUGCUGUGAAAAUUAAUUUGGAAGAAGAAAUUUGGAAUUUCGAGACCUUAUUUGAAGAGGACACCCAAGCUUCAGGAGAUGGAAAAGAGACCGAUUUCACCCCAGACUUGGCUGGAACCGUCUUCUCAUCUUGGACCAAAGUCAAGAAUGAAAACAACGUCGAUUUCCCUGACAUAUUGGAGAAUUCUAUGUUCAAGUCAUGGACUAUGAACCAAAAAUGGCUGAAGAAAGACAUUGUACCUGCGCGUACCGAUGGUUUUGAGUAUCUGAAAGACUCAUGUUACUUUGAUUGGUCCUCUUACAGUGAUGCAGAUCGCAAAGAGAGAAUUUUGGACUCUCGCAAUACCGAAAACGCAACGUCUGCGCCAGCUUUUCGGGGAAAAGGUUGCAAGUUCAAGACAGCUUCCAUCAACGAAAUUGUGGCUCAAGAAAAGAGUGAUUCCAGUUCCGCAAAUUUCCCUUGGUAUUCAAAUCGAAUUUUGAAUGAGAAAGUGGUAUCAAGAUACCAGAGAUCGAGGUUCAAUGCGAAUGCUCGACCGAUCUUUUGGUCAAGCUUGUUGGUUUACCAAUAUUUCCUUGAAAUUAUUGUACCGGUUGCCGUUUAUCGUUGCGUCUUGUCGAAGGUAUUUGCUUUCUUGGUCCGCGCUUCGACCAUUUAUUUAUUUCACACCGAUUUGUUGUCAGAACUAUGGCACUUCGCGCUUUCAGACACAACACAUCCAUCUGAAACGCCGAGACGUCGUUUGACGGAUAGGGGGGAGGUUGUAGGGUUAUCCAGGUAUUGUUUAGGGGCUUUUUAAUUUCAUUUAUUUUCAGGUUUUGAUGUCGGGACGUCAUCACAUAUGAGGGGGGCGAGUAGGACCAGCGGCACCCCGAUGGUCCGUCAAUCCAAGCUAUUCUCGACCGAUUCCCCGAGUUUCCCAUGAUCAACCGCUCUACGUGACAAUCCGUUCCGACCGCUCGACUUCGCGCGAUUCGGUGGAUCUCAUUCAUUCAAUUGGACUCUCCGGCUCGGUGGACGGUCGACUCCCUCGUCCUCCUCCGACUACCCGAGACCAUCCACGUUGUCGUUGUAUUGUGUGCUAUCGUGACGUUUGCUGGAUAAAUAUACUUGCUAUAUCCCAGUUGGCUAUUGUAACGUCGAUCCGGGCCUUAUUCCCCGUUGAUCUUAUCUAGUUGCCCUCUACCUCCCGUAGACUAGGCACUACUGGAUUACAAUUUUCCGCAAGCUUAGUUAAAAGAAGACUAUAUCAGAUUUAAAAAUAAAAUAAUAUUUUUUAGGCCAUUUUUGGAAAAUUUUACAAAAAAUUACAGUAAACAGAAAUAUUUUGAAACUUGUACAGUAAUUCAAAAUCUCUAAAAAUAUCUCUCAAAAGCUUUCGUAAUCUUUUUCAACCAUAAAUUUGGUCAAAAAGUUACAGUAACCCCCAAAUUCUAAAACCCACCCAAAGAUUACAGUAUCUUCAAAAUUCCCAAAACUGUUCCAAAAGCUACGGCAGUUAACCAUGAUGCUACAGUAACCUUAAUAUACCGUAAGUUUGGUCAAAAGGUUACUGUUACCCUCAAAUUCCCAAAAUCACUUCAAAGGUAACAGUAACCCUGAAAACUAAUCCAAAAUCUACCAAAAGCCACAGUAAUCCUUCAGAAAAAUUCCCUCGCAAACAUUGAGGUAAAUGCUUGCGCAAAGUGUGUUAAACCUUUCGCGCUGGGUUGACAUGUCAACGGAUGUCAACACAAAAGGCCAUUACCUUCUUCCUCCUUCCACGGGUGUCCAUUAUAUUAUUUUGUGUGCAAACACGGCCGGACAGUGUCCACAAAAACGAGGAAAAGAAUUGGUCUCACUUCUAUUGUAGAGGGUCUCGACAAACACGUGGAUCGAGCGAUCAGCACUUCCUAAUGAGCCAAAGAGAUUAGCCGAGUGAGUUGGGGUCAAGUGUAACAUAAAGCAAUAUGAAUAGCAAGAAAUCAAUGCAAAGAAAAGAAGUUUUGUGCCUCUACUGCUCGAAAGAUGUUGUUUACGCAUUAGUUGCUUCAUAAAGUGCAUGGACAUUAGUCACGGUGCGCACAGUGCACAGAAAUUCUCAUUUUGCACCGUGCAUUUCACCUUUUUUUUUGGUUUUCGUACUGUGCAUCGAAAUAUCGCUGCGACGUAAGCAAGGGUCUCCAACAACGUAUUCCUGGUGCCAGGAAUGCACUGUGCAAGACAGAAAAAUGUCUAUGUACUUUACUAAUAAGAGUCAUCCAAUUUUUACCGAGUUUUAUGUUCGAUUUUUUUUGAUUAUCUUGAAUUUUGUAUUUUUUUCAUAGUCAAGGAAUAGUCAAUAGCAAGGCGUAUUUUACCGGGCUUUUUCCUCGACUUGGCUUUUCUUGACCUCCGUCGUGGCGCUUCAAAUCCCCAUACACUCCCUCCACUCGCCUUGACUAAUGACUUUGGUGCGCGGUCCACAAAAGGAAAUGGAAGAAAGGGGGGACGGUAUAAAGGCAACACUUCCGAAAGUACAUGAGCAAAAAUGGAGAGGAGGGCUUUUGUUCAAAUUGGGCAAACAUAGGAUGUGGAAGGGGGAAGAUCAAGCGAGCAAAAUAUUAUAUUAGACUUGAUGUUAUAAGUAAUAAAACAAAUAUAAAUUGGGUAAAAUACGAUGGAAUAAAAUUGCAAUUCUUUUGAAGUUCAAUUGAAAAUUUAAAUUCUAAUAUCUUUUUAAAAAAGCUGUGCAAAAUAAAAAAAAGCUGAGUGCACGGUGCAAAAAAUCGGGAGUCUUUUGUGCACGGUGCGGGCCGUGACAAAUGUCUUCCAUGUUCCGCACGGUGCGUUUUGAACUUCCACGCUUGUCGCCAAUGCACAGUGCAUUUUGAACUUUUUCCCACGCUUGUCGCCAACGCACAGUGCAUUUUUCUCUCUUCGCACACUGCAAACCUCAAAAACCCUUUUGCACUGUGCAAAUUCCUGGCGACGCCGCAGCGAUAUUUCGAUGCACAGUGCGAAACCACAAAAAAAGCUAAACGCACCGUGCAAAAUCGGUUGUUUUUGGUGCAAGCCGAGACAAAUGUACGUGCACUUUAUGAAAAUACUAAUAGUAAAGUGUAAUUGUGAUUUGAAAUUUCGGCAAAAAUACUAAUAGAAUUCCACAGAGUGCGUCUGCGAUCUGCAAAAUUUGAGUGGAUUGCGAGGUUUGCACUUUCUGGCUAUAUAAAAAAUCAAAUUUUGAGAAAACGUAGAGCAAAAUAAGCUUUUUAUCGAAUUUAAAAAUUUCCCCAAACAAACAAAAAACAUGUAAAAUACGACAAAUGUAACCUUGCUGUUUGAAUGAAAUUUUUGAGCUACAAAUUUUUUUAAGGUAGCAAAAAUAAUCACCUUUCGAUGACUUUCCUCUCAAAAAUCGCUCACUAAAUCCCGAGACUCCACGAAUUUCUGAUCAAAGCCAAAAUCGCAGACCGAUUACCGCAUCUUUUGCCCAAAACAUCCAUUACACUCUCCAUGACGGCCUCUUUUGCCCCUCCGCGCCAAAAACAUAUGUUACUUUUGAUGUUACAGUAGGGCCGGAAGCGGCGAAGAAGAGACUGGUUGCGUAACCGAGAAAAUAAAGAGCCGGCGCUCUCCCCUCCUCCCACCACAUGACCUGCAAUUUUCGGGAUUUUUUGGGGAAAAAAAUUCUCGGAUUUUUUGCGGAUUCGAAAUUUUUUUAAAUACUUUGAAGAAGAGUAAAGAAGAGUUCAAUACCAUCCCUUAAGUAUUCGAAUACAAAAGCCCCGAUCCGGGUCAAUAGCGGCGUUAAUUGAGCCUCCAGAUUCCUCGCCGCGAAUGGACAUCUGGAGCAGUCUUCAGGGUCAACGACGAAAAGCCCGACGUGACCUGGAAAAGGGCUUGGAAAAGGUGGCAUUGUGUGGAAAAUAG